AAAAAAAAAAAAUGAUGACUACUCCUCAAAAAGAGAUACUAUUGUCAAAAAAUACAUUCUUUUAAUAAAACUAGACAUGUAAUUUUGAAACCUCCAAAAAAGUAAGUAGGCACGUAAAUAAGGGACGAAGAGAGUACAAUUUAAUAGUCUUUCUCCUUAUAAUCCAAAAGAAAAAUAAAAUCCCCUUGGAUCUCAAUAUAAGUGCGUUCACAUUGGAAUUGAAGUAACUUCCUUCAAUUUUCUUCCCACUAAUCUUUAUAUUAAUGAAGAAACCAUUAAAUCCAAGUUUGUUACACAAAAUCCAAAAUAUUGUAAUACAAACUCAACAAGUAAUAAUAAUUAUAAUGAGUAGUCGUAAAUCAUAAAAGAAAUCUCGGAAUAGCAAUGGAGUCCUAAUUAAGUCCACAAGAAGAAUAGCACAUUAAGUACAUACAUACACACAUACAUACAAUGAUACAGUACAAUUGUGUCAAAUACUGAUUUGACCGAUCAACUCGAAAAAAACAUAUUCAGAUUUUAACUUAUAUGAACACAAUAAUUUAGCAUGAUUUAAGUUUAAAAAACUUAAUCCAAUCUCAUCGGACCUAACCCAUACACCCGAAUUGACAUGUCUAGAUACUACAUAGCGAAUACUCUCAAGUUAUAUAAUAGCACCGUUAGCAAAAUGACGUGGGUGACCUUAGUAACGCGCGACAAAACGUAGAAUUCAGUUACAAAUUUUCCUUGUCACCUUUCUUAGCUUCUUCUCAUUCUAUCCAAAAAAUUCAAAACCCUUCUCUUCUACCUCCUCCCGCUUUCUCUCUUCCAUCAAGUAAUACCUCCCCCCUCCUUCACCCGCUAUUUCUGGAUUCUUCAUCAUUUUUUUUUUUCUAUCACAUUUAAUUAAAUCAAAAUCAAUAACAAAAAUAAAAACAAAAAAUAGGAAAUUAAUGAUAAAAAUAAAUAAAAAAUAAUAAGCGCCAUUGAAUUCAGUUGGUGGGGUUUGAGUUAAAACAGAAGAAUUGUAACACCUGUUAGCUUCUCCCUUGUUUCACCAUUCGUCUCUUUUUCUUUGGUCAUCUCUCUACUCUCCCACCCACCGCCCCUUUCCCUUUUUUAACCAUGGUUAAUUUUUUAACCUUACUUUAGUUGCUUAUUCACUAUACUCAUCUCAGUCAUUUAACAAAAGUAGUAACUAUUUUUACUUGGAAAUAUCACUACCCUCUUAUGAUCAACUGCCUUUUUACAAAUGUCACCCUUAACCUAUACUCAGAAACUCCCUUUUUUUUCAAUUUUGUUUUUGGGUUUUUUGUUUUAAUUAUUAUUGUUGGGAUUAUUUUUGAGUUUUGGAACAUUGCUAUUUAUAGCAGUAAAUCAUAUUUGUGACAAUAAAAUGAAUAAAUAAAAAGGAGAUGAGCUCCACAUUUUUCAGUGGAGUCAGUGUGAGAUAGGCAAAGAGAGUGCACCUUCUUUCUCUCUCUUAUUCUCUCUAGAAUCACUCAAAGCCCUAAAAUAAAAUAAAUUAAAAACAUUUAUCUUUUGUUGAUCGAAAAUGAUGAUGAUGAUAGGGGGGAGAGAGAGUGGUAGGAGAAACAGGAGUUGCCAGAAUAACGAGGCGCUCGGGUUUGGGACUGGGACUGGGACUGGAACUGAAAGCACGACUAAUGGAGUUGGAGGACAUGCUGGGAUCGUUGUUUUCAACAACUCGAACGAGGCGAAUCGGUCGACGAAGCCGGUUUUAGGGGGCUGUUUUGGGGAGAAUAAAAUUCAGAGGAAGAAAAGAAUGGCUAGGCAAAGAAGAUCCUCAGUUAGUCUCUUGCCUUUUGCUUCUUCUUCUUCUACCUCUACCACCCCUCACGUGCCAACUUCUCUCUCACUUCCCGCACGUGUUGUUGAUCCAAGGAGGUUGAGGUUUUUAUUCCAGAAGCAGCUUCAGAAUAGUGAUGUAAGCACUUUGAGGAGGAUGGUGUUACCAAAGAAAGCUGCUGAGUCUCACCUCCCACAUCUAGAAACUAAGGAGGGAAUUUACAUCAGCAUGGAUGAUAUGGAUGGGAUGCAUGUGUGGAACUUCAAGUACAGGUUCUGGCCUAACAACAACAGCCGGAUGUAUGUCCUAGAAAACACUGGGGACUUUGUGACUGCACAUCGCUUGCAGGUUGGGGACCUCAUCAUGGUCUACCAAGACAUUAUUAACCUUAACUAUGUGAUUCAGGCCAAGAAUACUACACCGCAGGAGAUAUAUAACGAGUAUACAACCAAUACAGUAACUGAUUACUUUCAAGUGAAUAAUUUCGAGAUUAACAGGUACAAUCAAUUGAGCUGGAAUAACGACCCAGCAGUAAACAUGGAGGAUAACAAUAAUGCCUGCAUGUCAUUUGUUUAUGACACAACUAGCAUUGCAAAUGACUCCCCUUUCGAUUUUCUUGGUGGGUCGACAACUAACUAUUACUCAAGGAUGGGAGGCCAGGGCUUUGACCACUUUGGAUCUGUUGACAAUUUAACCCUCGACGACUUCUAUUGAAGUUUACGUCGAAUUGUGGAAUUUACUCCGACUAGCCGGAAACAUAGACGGUGUUUGUCUUCUCUUUGCAUUUGCACCAAACAGUGUCAUUUUCUUUUCUUUUUUUUUUUUUUUUUUUUUUUGCUGGGUAAGCUUACCUUCAUGCAUUUUUUUUUUUUUUUGGUUGACAAAAUGUAGCUAUAAAUAAAGAGAUUGAAAAGGAAAAAAAUAGGAGGGGAGGAAUUAUAGUUUCCUAAGCUAGUAAUGUUGUAUGUGUCAUGGUCUCAUGGAUCAACAAUUUGGUAUAUUUUGUUGUAAACUCUAAUUCAACUAUUUGCAUCUUUUGAAACAUGCUAAUCUUAUAUUCGUACUAAUUAUAUCUAAAUGGCUUGUACUAGUUUUGUUUUACAGGUUUAGGUUCGUUUCAAUGUAGACCCAUUUAUUUUUGGGUUUUUAGCAUGGCUGCCCAACUAAAGACUAAUCUUGGAGAUCGAUAA
Chenopodium quinoa (quinoa) is the source of this 2976-nucleotide messenger RNA. Its product is annotated as B3 domain-containing transcription factor FUS3-like. NCBI's taxonomy places the organism in Eukaryota, Viridiplantae, Streptophyta, Magnoliopsida, Caryophyllales, Amaranthaceae. The record is from RefSeq and is a predicted model, not a curated record. Gene Ontology annotation, molecular function: DNA binding; DNA-binding transcription factor activity. Bases 1532 to 2500 code for a protein of 322 amino acids. The transcript is spliced from 6 exons.